Messenger RNA from Penicillium subrubescens, 1200 nucleotides. RefSeq lists its product as uncharacterized. Gene Ontology annotation, molecular function: protein binding; telomerase RNA binding; telomeric repeat DNA binding. Bases 1 to 1200 code for a protein of 399 amino acids. The record is from RefSeq and is a predicted model, not a curated record. Gene Ontology annotation, biological process: nuclear-transcribed mRNA catabolic process, nonsense-mediated decay. NCBI's taxonomy places the organism in Eukaryota, Fungi, Ascomycota, Eurotiomycetes, Eurotiales, Aspergillaceae. Gene Ontology annotation, cellular component: telomerase holoenzyme complex. The transcript has a single exon.
AUGAUGACACUCUUACUUGAAAGCGUCGUUGCAUUUAGCGAGACUUGGAUCGAGUGCCUAGGUGAUUUAGCACGAUAUCGUAUGGCGGUGGAAGAGUCUGAUAUGAGAGACCGGGAGGUUUGGGCCGGAGUCUCGCGAUACUGGUACAAUCAAGACGCUGAUCGCAGCCCUGAAGUGGGUCGUAUUCAACAUCAUCUUGCAGUAUUAGCUCGUCCAGACGUGCUUCAGCAGCUUUUCCACUACACCAAAGCGCUAGUGAGUGUACGUCCUUUCCCUAAUGCGCGAGAGAGUGUGGUCCUUCUCUUCGGUCCGUAUAAUGGACAAGAUCAAAAUUUGAAUCAACACACAAUGGUCACUGCUUUUAUAGCUACUCACAGUGCCCUAUUCAAUCAAUGGCCGGCUGAUCAAUUCGUCGCCUUGGCAAAUCACUUCUUGAUACUCUUGCGGCAAGAAUCCCGGCACCUGGGUCGUCAGGGUCAAACAGGGGUUUACAUUAUGUCGUGUAAUUUCGCGUCGAUCCUUCAAUACGGCGAUAACGAAGUCGAUGCUGAUAUAGGGAUGGAAUUUGCUCAUAAAAAUGAUGCAUCAGCCGCAGGUGCUUCUGAAUUCGCGCUCAACUGGACGUCAGGUUUGGACUUGGGUUCAAAAGGCAAAAUCAAAGAAAAGGGCCAGCCAACAGAUCCUAGCGCCCAUCUCCCUCCAAUGGCUUUUCACGGCAGUACUCUUGCCUUUCACACACUUUCUGUCUUGCUCGAUCAACUAGGUGACCCUAGUAUAUACCCAAGUGUACAUAUCUCAUUAUCAUUCAUCUGGAGCCUUGCUCUCCACCCUCUCGCCAUGCAACCAGUCGACGCAUUUAUCCCGUGGGUCAGCAUCGGGAGAUUCCUCAACACUCUCAUCGACUCUUUCAUCAAAGCCCUCAUUGAGUCCGACAUCGACCCCGACAGCAAGUUCAACGAAAUCGAAGACAGAAACUUCCCACUGGAGGAUAUGCCGACUCGCCAUCUACCGGAGGAUUUCCUCAUCCGCGGUCAAUCCUGGAGCCAGCUAUACUACCCCGACAAAUUUUUCCAAGGAGCCCCCUCGGAGGACGACAGGCCCGUUAUUGAACCGAGUACCACUCCCAUUCCUCGCAUGCAUAGAUGCCUCUGGCUAGGCGUGCAAAUAGCAACGGUUUGUCGCAUUUUUCUUUGGUUCUAG